Molecule: messenger RNA, 721 nt
Organism: Oryctolagus cuniculus (rabbit)
Lineage: Eukaryota; Metazoa; Chordata; Mammalia; Lagomorpha; Leporidae
Product: keratin-associated protein 2-1-like
Cellular component (GO): keratin filament
Source: RefSeq, a predicted model, not a curated record
GGAGGAAGGCACUCACACCUGACAACACCCAACUCCCCUCAACCCACCAGCCCACACCAACCCCAGACACCACCAUGACCGGCUCCUGCUGCGGCUCCUUCUCCUCCCACAGCUGUGGGGGAGGCUGCCUCCAGCCCUGCUGCUGCCGCGACCCCUGCUGCUGCCGCCCCGUGUCCUGCCAGACCACCGUGUGCCGCCCCAUCACCUGCGUGCCCCGCUGCACGCGCCCCAUCUGUGAGCCCUGCCGCCGCCCCAUCUGCUGCGACCCCUGCGGCCUGCAGCAGGGCUGCUGCCGCCCCAUCAGCUGCUGCCCCUCGUCCUGCACGGCCGUGGUCUGCAGGCCCUGCUGCUGGACCACCACUGGCUGCCAGCUCCUGUCUGUGCAGGCCCCCUGCUGCCGGCCGCCCUGCUGCCAGCCGGCCCCCUGCCGCACUGUCUGCAGGACCUCCCCCUGCGGCUCCUGCUACUAAAUUGUGCACUGACUGCCUGGAAUAAGCAGCCAACUUUCUGAAAAGAUCAUGCUCCCAUUUCUCUACCUAACAAACCUCCUGCCCUGAGCCAUGAAGACCCCGAGUCUGGGAAUAGAGAUCCAGGUUCAUCUGGCAAUGACCUGGGCUAUUCUCAAGUCUUUGUAACAGAAAUGACUUCUUUAUUUCCAUCUUAGAUCUGAAUCCUUGAGACUUCUUAUUUCCUAAUAAACUUCUCUUCUUUGGCCUUGCAA